CAUAAGUGGGAAGAUUAUGAACUUUGUACAACGAAAGACAUAAAGAAUAUGAUAAUAUUAUUAUAAAAUAUGGCGCCUGAAAGAACAAAUGGUAUUAAUGGAACUCAAUUAAAAAAUGUACCUAACAACAUAAGCAGUAUACCAAAUGCAUCGUCACUGCUUUCUUCUUCAAGUCUUCAACCAGGAAACCCUCCACCAAUACCUCUGCGUCAACCGGUUCAAAAUUAUUCUGGAUUUAGUGAUCAUAGGCUAUUUGGAUCUAAUUAUAGUGGAUUUGGUGGAUAUGGUAGUCAAUAUAGAGCAUUUAGUGGAUACGGAGGAUAUAAUUCAUAUAGUCCUUAUUCUACUUAUAAUAAUUAUGGAAUGUUUGGUGGACACAGUGGUGAUGCAGAAAAUAGAUUUUCCCAAUAUGUUGAGGAAAAUACUAGAUCAACUUUUCAGUCAUUUGAAGCAGUCCUUCAUACAUUUUCAUCCAUGACAAUGUUAUUGGAAUCUACAUAUUUUGCUUUAACAAAUUCAUUUAGAGCAAUUUUAAAUGUUGCGGAAAGUAUUGGAAAAUUACGCUCUAUUUUAAAUCAGUUAUUUAGUACUUUUGCUUUGAUUAGAUUUUUAAAAUGGUUAUACAGGAAAAUUGUACGCACUACUGGAUACCAAAAUCAAAAUUCAAUAAAUGAAGAAUUAUGGGAUAAAUCAUUAGCAAAAAUUGGAAAUGAAAAUGUACAUAAUUCUUCCUUUUGGUCUGGAUUUCUAAUGUUUAGUGCAUUUUUUGUAGUACCUUAUAUAAUUCAUAAAAUUUCAAAUAAUAUUAGAAACUUGCAAGUAAAAGGAAAAGAUCCAAAAGAAUGGCAAAAAAUUGAGGAACCUUCAUAUAUUGCAACAGUGCUAUAUGAUUUUCUUGCAACUAAUAAUGAUGAACUUAGUGUAAAAGCUGGUCAGACAGUUUAUCUUGCACCAAGGUCUUUACAACCAAAAAAUUUACCAGGAUGGUGUAAAGCUACCAAUAAUGUAAAUGUUGGUCUCAUUCCUAGCAAUUACAUUAAACUUAUAGGACAAUUGAAAAAAGUGAAAAAAAAUGAAACAGCCAUUGUAAAUGAAGAAAAGUCCUCUGAAAGUGAUCCUCAUUCUACCAAUAAUAAUAAGAAAGACAUAGAGCCUAUAAGAAAUGAUAGAACUGUUGAAAAUGAAGUAUGAGCAAAUUGGUUUUAAAUAUUUUUAUUAUAUAUUUUGUUUCAACAAUAUAAUGUCAUUUGAAAUUUUUCGAAAUUUCAUUUUUACUAUAACUUAGAUUCAAUACUAAAGAAAUUUUAUUUGCAAAAAAUUAUGUGGGAAAAAAAGUUUAUCUAUAAGCUAAGUUACAGAUUAAUUUAUGAUCAUUUAAAAUUUAAAUGAUUAUUUUAAAUUGUCGCAAAUAUAGAAACAGUGGUCUAUAAAAUAGUAAUCUAUAUAUCAAUUUAAGUUAUAAAAUAAUCACAUUUUCAGAAAUUAAAAUUUUAUUUAAGUUAAAAUGGGAAAUAUUUUAAAUUUAUGUAAUAUAAGAUCCAAGUUAUUAAUAUUCCUUUUCUAUGGGUAUAAUAAGUGGAAUUAUUAGUACAUGUAUAAUGUAUGAGACUAUGUAAUAUUUGUAUUUAUACUAAAGUUUAUAAUAAUGAAACUUCUGAUAUU
Molecule: messenger RNA, 1662 nt
Organism: Frieseomelitta varia
Lineage: Eukaryota; Metazoa; Arthropoda; Insecta; Hymenoptera; Apidae
Gene: Pex13
Product: peroxisomal membrane protein PEX13
Exons: 5
Coding region: 70-1191 (373 amino acids)
Biological process (GO): protein import into peroxisome matrix, docking
Cellular component (GO): peroxisome; peroxisomal membrane; peroxisomal importomer complex
Molecular function (GO): protein binding
Source: RefSeq, a predicted model, not a curated record